AACCAACCAGGCAUGCCUCAAAUUUUAGAUGCGGUAAAAACUUUACUACGUAUUCGUGCAUGAACUACACGGAAACGCCAAGAUAAAGCAUGCAUGGUGCAUCCCACUCCUCUGCUGCUACCACGGAGGGCCCAGUGCACGUGAUGGAUUCCUGUCUCUUUCUGAAUCUGGCAUCACGUCCUUGUACCUCUCGCAAUUAAAUUGGCUGUGACCUCAGAAAACCACUGCUUCGGGGACAUCGCAGCUGGGUCAUUCCUUUCCGCCCAUCUCCGUUCGCUCGAGUGGGAGUGAAGCUGCCGCUGCCACCUCCAACCCAGCCCCUGAGCGAUGGGUGAUCAAGACAUGUCCCAGCCGGAUGGCAGGAUGGAAGUGAUGAUGACCAUCGCAGCGCCAUCCCAAAGUAAUGAAGCCAAUACGAGCAGUCCAACCAUGGGGGAAGAUUCAAUGCAGGUAGCUAGUGAACACAAAUUGGGCAACAAAACAAAUGGUCAAUCAUCUUCUAUUCCAAUGGGUGAAUGUGGCCACCUUGAUCACCACAGCCUUGUUGAAGAAGCUGGAAAAGUACAUACUCUCCAAAAGGUCUCAAUUCUACCUCUAGUGUUCUUAAUCUACCAUGAGGUCUCUGGUGGUGCAUUUGGUGCAGAAGAGUGUGUUCAGGCUGCAGGCCCCCUCCUAACCAUCAUUGGCUUUCUGGUUUUUCCAUUCAUAUGGAGCAUCCCAGAAGCAUUGAUCACCGCCGAGAUGGGCACGAUGUUCCCGGAGAACGGAGGCUAUGUGGUGUGGGUCUCCUCUGCUUUGGGCCCAUACUGGGGUUUUCAGCUAGGCUGGAUGAAAUGGCUUAGCGGUGUCAUAGACAGUGCUCUAUAUCCAGUUCUAUUCUUAGACUAUCUGAAGUCUGUUAUCCCGGCAUUAGGAGGAGGUCUCCCAAGAACAUUUGCAGCAUUAGGCUUGACAGGAGCUCUAACUUACAUGAAUUAUAGAGGUUUGAACAUUGUUGGAUUGUUUGCUGUCUUCCUUGGUGUCUUCUCAAUCCUUCCUUUCAUUGUUAUGGGGCUUGUAGCUACUCCGAGACUGAGGCCUAAAAGAUGGUUGGUGGUUGAUCUCCACAAUGUUGAUUGGAAUUUGUACUUGAAUACACUCUUUUGGAAUCUCAAUUACUGGGAUUCAAUAAGUACUUUGGCAGGAGAGGUUGACAACCCAAGUAAAUCAUUGCCAAAGGCUCUCUUCUAUGCAGCAAUCCUUAUUAUCCUUUCAUACUUGUAUCCCCUCCUGAUAGGCACUGGAGCUAUUCCACUUGAUAGGAAGCUAUGGACAGAUGGUUAUUUUUCUGAUAUUGCGAAGAUUAUUGGUGGGGUCUGGUUGACGUGGUGGAUGCAGGGGGCUGCAGCAGCAUCCAAUAUGGGGAUGUUUAUUGCCAAGAUGAGCAGCUAUUCUUAUCAGCUUCUUGGCAUGGCAGAGUUGGGCAUGCUCCCAAAGUUCUUUAGCAUGAGGUCCCGGUAUGGAACUCCUCUUAUAGGGAUCAUGUUCUCUGCCUCUGGGGUCCUCUUGCUUUCCUGGCUGAGCUUUCAAGAGAUUAUUGCUGCUGAAAAUAUUCUUUACUGUUUUGGGAUGCUCUUGGAAUUUUUGGCCUUCAUGAGAUUAAGGAUAAAGUGUCCAAUGGCGCCUCGACCUUAUAAGAUACCUCUAGGGACAAUUGGUAGCAUAUUGAUUAUUAUUCCUCCUACACUGGUGAUAUUUGUUGAGCUAGCUUUUGCUUCACUCAAAAUCAUGAUCAUAAGCUUCGUGGCAGUGAUUAUUGGUCUCAUUUUGCGGCCUUGUCUGAAAUAUUUGGAGAAGAAGCGGUGGUUGAGGUUCUCCAUAAUAACUGAUAUUCCUGAUCUUAGAGCUACUGAGAAUGAGAAUGCUGUUGAGUCUUUGAUAGAUUAGUUAGUUCUUGGGUCUAGUAAUAGUGUAGGCAAAUAUUUUGCAUGGCCUUUGAUGCCUGUUGCUUGAAAAGCACUUCUCAGUUUAUGUAUGAAAACUCCCAUUAUAACUGUUACUUCAUUGUGGACAAUCAGGUUCAGGUUAGGCAAAUAAUUAUCGCAAACUA
Molecule: messenger RNA, 2089 nt
Organism: Elaeis guineensis (African oil palm)
Lineage: Eukaryota; Viridiplantae; Streptophyta; Magnoliopsida; Arecales; Arecaceae
Product: polyamine transporter PUT1
Biological process (GO): transmembrane transport
Cellular component (GO): membrane
Molecular function (GO): transmembrane transporter activity
Source: RefSeq, a predicted model, not a curated record